AUGGCAGCCAGGAUUUCGCGUCAACUGCCACUACUCAGCCGACGUGGCUGGGCUAGCUUGCCUUCCCACGCGACUUCUCGUCUUGUGAAUACCAGUGCUCGAAGCGGCUUGGUGACGUCGCGCAACACCCGGAACAUCGCGCCCUGGACAUGCCGCGCAACACAAGCCAGCGUGGCCGUGCCAUUGCGAUAUGCGCAUACCGAUGCUAGCUCGUCGGGCAAGCCCAAAGCUGUCAUUGCGGAUGCGACCACCUUUAAAGGGUCCAAUGUCACCGAGAAGCAUUGGACAAGCCAGAAUCUGCCAGUUGCGGACCCUCUAAUUGAACCGCAAGCCGUCUUGCAUUUUCUUGAAUUUAUCACGUCGGGUAUUCUACCCAAUGGCAAGAAAACCGAUCUGCCUUUACUUAACCCCGAAGAAUUCCCACUAUUCUUGACCCCGAGCUCGCAAUGGGCGCCGGCGCCUUUCAACAAAGAUGAUACCCUAUCAUCGGUACAGAAAGCUAUGAAACGCAUCACAGACGCAGAGGAAUUGACCGGACUGUGCCUUGUUGGCCAGAACAUUCAGUUCAUCAAAAAUCGUCUCUGGGGGGGGGAUCUCAACAACCCGGACAAUUUCACCAUCGCCCACGAGUACCUGACCUCCGUCAUUGCCGUCUUUGAGUAUCUCAACAAUCCUCAGAUCAAGACUAACAUGCGCGACACCUUCAACAAGAUAUCCCGUGACUUCGGAGAAAUGCAGGAUGCCCUCAACGCCCAGCGCAAGGCAGCAGGCAGCGUUUCUCCCGACCUCAACUUAACCGCCCUGUGGGAAGAAUACAUCCGCUCUGUCUACGAAGUAAUGACCAGCACCGCCCACAACUGGAUCCUAUCCCGAGUCACCGAACUCCGCGCCCGCACCCUGGACAGCUUCUCCGAAAUAACAGCCAAGCCCAACGCCGAAGAAUCGCCCGAAAUGGCCAUCUUCUCGCAGCGCUGGAGCGAGCUUCUCUCCGUGACCUCGGGGGCCGAUUUCAACAUCUGGAUUUCCAUGGAAGGAUACGACGGCUUCAAAACACCCACCUCGAUCGUCGCCGGCCUCCACAAUCCCAACCUGCAGAACCAAAGCACCAACUACCCCUUUUCAGAACUCUUGCUCGAGCGUCUUGGCCGGUGUAUCCAGCGCCAGAAUAAGGAGGCUGGCGUCUCGGGCGAAGGCGCGAUCGAUACGGAUGCCGCGCGCCGUGAACGUCUUUCCAUUAGUACGCUCGUCCAGGAUGAACUGCGCGAGAAGAUUCGCGGCACAAACCCCUCGCCCAAGCCACCCGUGCAGCCCUGGAUCCAGCAACAUCUCCGGGCCUACGAGGCGCUCUCGAGGAACUUGCAGCCUGGACAGGAAGUCGACUUUGGCUUUGGAUUGGCGAUUUACCGCGCCGCGUACAGGAACGUCUCGGACGAACAGUGGGCAAAAUUGAAGCAAGAUUUGGAGAGUCAUCUUUCAGCCUGGGGCGAGGAAGUCGAGCGCGCCGAUGAGCUCAAGCCACUCCUCAAAUUGCACUGGUUUGACUGCAAGGAAUUAGGCUUCGAUGCGGCCAACUCUAUCACCGAAGCGAGAAGCCACUUCCAAAAAAUCCGAACCUCUGAGGAAUGGAGCCGCAAGAUCGCCCCAUCCUUCUUCCUCGCCAUCGACCCCAUGAGCAAGGGCUCAUACAUCGACGAGGCCUUCCACCCAACCCCAGCACCAAAUGAAAACCUCCUUCAAGGUGAUUUCCAGGGCCACGUGCUAGCCGUUGACGCAGACUUCGAAGCACCCGCACCUACGCCCACGCCCGCCAACGACGCAACCAAAGACGCCGAGCCCGCGAAAUAUAACGGCCAGCUGCGCGUUUUGGGCAAUCUAGUCUGGAGUGAGGUCUACCCUAUGCUAAUGCUUCAAUCUGCGAAUCUCGAGACUCUCAGUAUGCGGGCUCGCGAUCAUCCGAUGAAGGUAUAUACGGGUCCGACGGUGCCGAGUCAGGUUGUGCCUUGGAAGGAGCGGAAUGAGAUGAAGGGGUGGAUGAUGGAUAGUUUUGUGGAUUAUUUGAAGGAGAAGAAUCCUGAUCUUGCUGGGAAGGUUGAGGGAUUCCGGGGGCAGGGGAUUCUUUGA
Penicillium manginii is the source of this 2121-nucleotide messenger RNA. RefSeq lists its product as uncharacterized. The transcript has 4 exons. NCBI's taxonomy places the organism in Eukaryota, Fungi, Ascomycota, Eurotiomycetes, Eurotiales, Aspergillaceae. The coding region runs from base 1 to 2121 and encodes 706 amino acids. The record is from RefSeq and is a predicted model, not a curated record.